AUGGAAAACAAAGAUGAACUAAGGAAAAUUCGACAACUGUCGAUCGCCGAAGUUCAAGCAUAUCAAUCCAAAAAGAGUAAGAAUGAUCGCGAAGAGAAGCGUUUAGGAGAGAAGUCUUCCCUCCAGGCUAUGAUGAAAAUUGAAGGUGACGAGCGAAAUAGGUUUGAACAAAUUAAAAAGCAGGCCACAGCGACAGCUAUGCAAGAAUUGGUGGCACUUCAAAAUGAGAAAAGAAAUCAUUCAAUUAAUAAAUCUGUUGAAAUUGAGGCGGCGCGAGCUUUUGCUCGAGAUUAUCACCAAAAUUACCCAACUUCGAAAGCGAAUGAAUUAUCUAAGGUCAACCGAAUAUUCCAAAGUGAAACAAAUUUCGAUUUUCCAAUUCGAAAUAAUGAUAAAAUCACAAUUUCAUUUACUCCUCGUGUCUUUCCGACUCCAGAAAGGGAAUCAACUAAAGAAGAUGAAGAAAAGUGGCUGCUAAAGCAAGCAGAACAUCGACGAAUUUUGGCUUCAAAAAUAACUGAAAACGGUGAUCUUUCGUCAGCUGAAAUGGACCCCACUUGGUUGCAAAAGAAAGCGAUCUCCCUGUUCAAAGCCGGAGAUUAUGAAGCCGCUGCUUUUGCUUUAUCGGAAGCCGUAAAGUUGGCACCGAAAAUGCAUUCGCUUUACCUUAAUCGCUCUGCUUGUCACAUCCAAACGCGAAAUUUCUUCAGGGCAUUGGAAGAUGCUUCUACUGCCUUGGAUUUGCUUACUCCACCAGUUCCACAAAAUUUGAAUUCACGCGUCAAGGCCCACGUCCGUCGGGGUGUUGCCUUUUGCAAUUUGCAAAUGCUUAAAGAAGGGUUGUCAGAAUACGAGGCUGCAGCGAAAUUGAAUCCCAAUGAUUCGUCUAUACAGGAAGAUCUUGCUCGAUUGAAAGAAUUGACGAAGAAACGAGUAACAUCCUCGGGUAGCAAUGAUUCGUAA
Messenger RNA from Rodentolepis nana, 963 nucleotides. NCBI's taxonomy places the organism in Eukaryota, Metazoa, Platyhelminthes, Cestoda, Cyclophyllidea, Hymenolepididae. The record is from the annotation of a GenBank genome assembly.